CUGCACUUUGAAGCCUCUGUCUUUGAUUCGUCUUUUAAGACCACAAUUAAGGAUAUAUGGGCUCCUACCCUGUUCAAAGCACAGUGGAAAGAUCAAUGAAGGGAUUGACAGUCAAGUGAUGUCGUUUGCACAGGUGUGUGUGUGGGUGCGUGUACUUCUGUGUACGUAUGUUUGUGUCUGUGCGGGCGCUGUAAACGUGCGGCUGGCUUACAUAAAACGGGGGCAAUAAAUCAACAGUCGAGUGCGAAAAUUACGCAAAUGGGGGCUUUCCUCUCUCUUUCGCCGCACCUGAGUCAUUUCGGAACGGGGGCGUUGGGUUGUAAAGCGUUUAGGGUAGGCUAAUGGCAAUAUCACUUUCAUGCUGUUUGACAUAGGCUAUACACACUCUCUCUAUGGCUCACACACAGGUUGCUGCUGAGAUGCCCACUCCCCUCUAAAAACAUACACUAACACAGUUAAAUCUGCAACACUGAAUGAUAUGACUUUACGUAUAUGAGCUUGAAUGAAGCCGUUGUGGUGCUGCAAGGGGAAGCGAGGGGGGAAAGCCUGGCAUGCUAAUUUUGUAUUAGUUUAUAUUUGCUCUCCAAGUCCCUGCGCUCGACUGAAACUGAACAUCAAAGGUGAGACAGAAGAACGGUGAGCAGAGGGAUGAAGGGGAGUAGAUAUGAGCCAUAAAGGGAGGAGAUCGGGGUGCAUUUGCAUUAUAAGGCAACUCGUGGUGAAUCUCCAGGGAGUGUUGCGUUAUAUAGCCUAGAUAUUGUGUGCAGUGUACCUACUGGUCUCACUGCGCAACAUGCUGCCGCUGGAGUAGCUGAUAGAACGGAGAGUACAGCAAAAAUACUGUAAAGGCUGAAGUGAAUUGAGGAAAGACAGAGAGAGAGAGCGAGAGAGAGAGAGCGAGAGAGAGAGAGAGAGAGAGAAAGAGAGAGAGAGAGAGAGAAACCCUGAAGUGCACCGGAGCAAAGGGGAGUAUCCCGAGGUGAGGAGGAGAGAGAGAGGGAGCGGACUGGACUGGAGAGAGGGAUAAAUAGCAGAAGAAGAGAGGAGAAGAAGAGACACGGGCUUCUGCAACCGAGGAUACCUGCACACACCAAGAUAACGCGGGAGUUUAAUCUCAAUUAGAUGACAAUCUAAUUAACGGUGCUGCAUGGUGACUGCGCCAAAACGCGCACUCAUUUGGGGAUUUUCUCCUCUCGUACGUCCAACUUUUCUUUUUCUCCGCUUCAUGGACUGACCCUCGCUCGCUGGUUCGUAGUACCGAGGUACUGUGCUCAUCACUUGAAUCUCCUGUGCUGUAAACCGGAUCGGCUGUUUUAUCUGUGAUGGGGGCAACGGCGGAGGUUGGGAGCUUCGUCAACGGAUUUCUGGACAGCUUUGGCACCGCGGGUGCUGCUCCGGCUACCUUUGGCUCUCAUUUCGUUCUCACCCCAGCCGGGGCGGUGGACUACAACUCGGUGACCGGACUGAUGAUGGGGGGACAGGGGCAGCAGCAGGAGCACCUGGUGUCCGCGGAGAGGCUGUCCCGGAGCCUGGCGGACCUCAGCCAUCUGAAGGGGAUUCUGAGGCGGCGACAGCUCUACUGCAGGACCGGCUUCCACCUGGAGAUCCGUUCCGACGGCACCGUGCAGGGCACCAGGAAGGACCACAGCAGAUUCGGUAUUUUGGAGUUCAUCAGUCUAGCUGUGGGACUGGUUAGCAUCAGAGGGGUGGACAGUGGCCUCUACCUCGCUAUGAACAGCAAGGGAGAACUGUACGGAUCGGAGAAGCUGUCGGCAGAAUCCGUUUUUAGGGAGCAAUUUGAAGAAAACUGGUACAACACCUACUCAUCCAACAUCUACCGGCAUGGAGAAAGAGGUGCAUAUUACUUUGUUGCUCUGAACAAAGAUGGGACAUCCCGUGAUGGAACAAGGUCGAGGCGACAUCAGAGGUUCACUCACUUCCUACCGAGGCCCGUAGACCCAGAUAGAGUACCAGAGCUUUACAGGGACAUACUGGGCCAGAGCUGAGACUGAAGGGACGUUACCAUGACCAUGUCUGACCUGAAAAGCAACCCAAAUGCACCUAAUUCUAACCCCUUCUUGAGGGAGAUGGAAGAUCUUGUUGAUCUGGACAAAACGGGAUCAUAAAAAGUGCCCUAAAUCAACACUCUCCACCGAUAGCAUGGAGGAUGGAAAGAGACUCUCUCUGAACCAGACAGCCGGGGAGUUUGACGGAACACCAGGGAUCUUCUGUGGACAAUGUAAAGGCCCCAUUACAGAUACAGACACCUGGGCCCCUAAUAUUGCUCCUAUAUUGGCCUAUGCAGAGGCCCAGGUUGCCAAACAGAUGAUUUAUGGAUUUUGUUUGAAUUUCCACUACUUAAAUCCCACUACUACAUGCUGGUCCAAACUGCAUGUUCAUGAGGACAAAAGUGUGGGAACUACUAAGUGAGAUUAACAACUGGCUGCUAGUGGCUAUAUUGCUGUGGCUGGUUAGUCUUGUCAAUUCCACUGUUUUCAGUUAGUUUAUUCAAAACAGUACUGUGGCUGCUAAGUAACUGAUUUAUUAAAAAAUAUUAAUCCACUGUACAGUGUGGCUGGUUUACACAAAAAGCUAGUUUCAUGCACUGGAAAUCAGCCAUGUCUGUUGUGGGAAACAGAUCUGAGAGCUGGGGGAAUCACCUUUAUCAGACUGACUGUUGAGAUGCCAUGGGUGGAUUCCCUUUGAAACUGCUCCAAAGAGAGAUGCUGCUCAGAAAAUAUGACUUUUCUACAAAGUGCAUGAGGAACAAGAGAAGAAGUACGGAUGCAAUGGAUUUUUUAAAAGGACUUCUUCUGUGGUGUCCAGUGGCGGUAUACUGCGUGUUCUGUUGGAACUCUAGAGACUCAUUCUAGAACCCAGUGAAGGAAUUCUGUUGUUUUUCCACUGACUGCCGCCACGACGAGCACGGGACCGACAAAGACACCUUUACAAACCUGUUGACAGAUUGUAUUCUUAUUUAUGAGUUUUUC
Messenger RNA from Perca fluviatilis (European perch), 2990 nucleotides. Its product is annotated as fibroblast growth factor 20-like. The transcript has 3 exons. Gene Ontology annotation, cellular component: cytoplasm. Gene Ontology annotation, molecular function: growth factor activity; fibroblast growth factor receptor binding. Lineage: Eukaryota; Metazoa; Chordata; Actinopteri; Perciformes; Percidae. The record is from RefSeq and is a predicted model, not a curated record. Gene Ontology annotation, biological process: positive regulation of cell population proliferation; cell differentiation; animal organ morphogenesis. Bases 1323 to 2006 code for a protein of 227 amino acids.